Molecule: messenger RNA, 555 nt
Organism: Fraxinus pennsylvanica
Lineage: Eukaryota; Viridiplantae; Streptophyta; Magnoliopsida; Lamiales; Oleaceae
Source: the annotation of a GenBank genome assembly
AUGGGUAUAUGGGAAGCUUUUCUCAAUUGGCUUAGGAGCCUUUUCUUCAAGCAAGAAAUGGAGCUUUCUUUGAUAGGUCUUCAAAAUGCUGGGAAAACUUCACUUGUAAAUGUUGUCGCUACUGGUGGAUACAGUGAAGACAUGAUCCCUACGGUAGGAUUUAAUAUGCGGAAGGUCACCAAAGGGAAUGUCACAAUAAAGUUGUGGGAUCUUGGAGGUCAACCCAGAUUCCGGAGCAUGUGGGAGCGAUAUUGUCGUGCAGUUUCUGCUAUUGUUUACGUUGUUGACGCUGCUGAUCAUGACAAUGUCAGCAUCUCCAAAAGUGAACUUCACGAUCUGCUUAGCAAACCAUCACUCAGUGGCAUUCCUUUGCUGGUAUUAGGAAACAAGAUCGACAAACCUCAAGCUCUAUCGAAGCAGGCUUUGACUGAUCAAAUGGAUUUGAAAUCUAUCACUGAUAGAGAGGUGUGCUGCUUUAUGAUCUCGUGCAAGAAUUCAACAAACAUUGACCAGGUUAUUGACUGGCUAGUCAAGCAUUCUAAAUCGAAGAGUUAA